Procambarus clarkii (red swamp crayfish) is the source of this 4697-nucleotide messenger RNA. RefSeq names its product protein amalgam. Gene Ontology annotation, molecular function: protein binding. Gene Ontology annotation, cellular component: neuron projection. Lineage: Eukaryota; Metazoa; Arthropoda; Malacostraca; Decapoda; Cambaridae. The record is from RefSeq and is a predicted model, not a curated record.
GUUCUAAUUAAUAUAUUUCUUCAAGAAUAAAUUCUAAGGGUAUAAGACAAUGAGGUUUGUUGAGGUUCGUGCGCACAUUGUCAAUAAGUAUAUGGUAACUAUAGCCGAGGCUCGUCAAGUGGGAACGGGCUGUAGAGUUGUAGUUAGUGAGUUAACCAGGAGUGUGGUGGGAGCCUGGCGGCCAGUAGUGAGCCAGCUGCCGUGGCCGACAGUUGGUACCGUCUACGCUCCUCGUGGUGCCCAGCCUUCACCCAAUCCCCUCGUCAUAGCCGGUUACGGGCUCACCAUAGCCCGUGCUACUUGGACACUUCGUUCUGAGUAGCUGAAUCUAAAACAUCGUUAUAGCCCCUCACCCUAUCCUAUAAGGGGUGCCACAUUAAAUAUCGGUAUUGUCUUAUGUUCAGAUACGCUUUCAUAUAUAUAUGAUAUCGGCAGUGAAUUUUCGGCUAAUAUUCUGGGAACAGUCGUAAGUAAACUAUGGUAAAUUGUAAGCAGAACUGAACGGGGCGUGGACAGGUCAACCUCGACGAACUGUGACCUUGAGACAGAAAUUCUAUGUAUUACGAUUCGAAACUUACUUGAAGGAUCAUCGUCCAAGAUGCUGCUGGCGUCGCUGCUGCUCUGCUGUUGCUGCGUGUUGGCGGGUCAGCUGAAGGUAACCGGUCAAGUGGGGUCGCCGUGGAGCACAGGGAAUAAUGACUACUAUUAUGACCCGCUCAACCCAGAGGACACACUCCCCGUCAUCACCACCACCAACAGCUCUCUGGUUGCCAUCCAGGGCGACUCCCUCCUCCUCCCGUGCGAGGUCCAUAACCUAGGAGAAUACAGCCUCACCUGGCGCUAUAAGAAUGAGAUCCUUUGGGUGUUACAUCAAGACGCUGAUGGCCUCGAUGUCCAGUGUGUGUCCCAGGAUGACCGCAUUGGCUUCAAUGGGACAUCACUGACUCUAGGACCCGUGGAACCCCGAGACAGUGGCACCUACAUUUGUGAGCUUGGUACAGUGCCUAUCCGUGCCCUCAUCCACACACUCGCCGUCAGAGUGCCUCCAUCAGUGUACCCGGCCAACAACCGCAGCGUGGUGACCAUAAAGAUGGGUGGCAGUAUCACUCUGGCCUGCCAUGCAACUGGUCAUCCCAAGCCAACUGUCACCUGGAGCCGCAAGGGUGGAAAUCUGCCUGGGCCAGCAGAGGGAGCAACUUUGAGUGUGGAGGACGCUGUGCCUGAAGACAAUGGCAUCUACAAGUGUACAGCUCGAAAUGGUGUGGGAGAACCGGCUUCUACUUCCAUUACUCUUCAGGUCAUGCAUGAACCUAAAGUGUGGGCAGAGAGAGACGAGGUUUACUCUGGUGUAGCCUAUGAUUCCUCACUAGCUUGCUAUGUGGAAGCUGAACCUCGAGCUCAGGUCAAGUGGUACAAAGUUGGCGAUAUUCCAGUGGAUCCUCUGAGACUCCGUAAGACAGUGGAUGCAAACUACAGGUAUUCGCUACAUUUUGACCACGUUCAAUUGGACGACUUUGGAAAUUAUACCUGCAAUGCUACCAACUUCAUGGGUAACUCCUCUGCUCUCCUCCGUCUCUCUGGACGACCCAAGCCUGUAAGGUACACCAGUUCCAACCAGGGAGAUAAAAACACAAGUUAUGUACUCACUUGGUAUGUGGAGAGCUAUGCACCUGUCCUUGCCUACAGCAUUUACUAUAGGAAUGAGAGUGAUACAGAGGACCAGUGGGUGUCUUUCACAGUUCCUGGGACGACAUCCUCCUCAAUCCAUCACUCAAACAGUCACACUUUUACUGAACUUGACCCUGGUGCAACAUAUUAUGUCCAAGUCACGGCAAAGAAUGAAUUUGGUGUGAGUGACAUCAAUGACACCUUUACAUUUACCACAUUUGAUGCAGCUGCCACUGACUUCCCCGAAGAUUAUCAUGUUGAGGGGGAAAACUCUCCCUCCAUCAACCAAUCUGAAGACAUGGUUUCAGAGGUAGUUGGAGUCGUUGAGUUCCACUCGGCACCCACUUCUACCAUGGAUGAUGCAGACAGUCCUGAAUUUCCAAGCGAGAUGGUUGCAAACCAGACAGAGGAAAAAGAAGUUGAGAGGAAGGUUCUUGCAGCAGCGACGGCUGCAGUACAGGACGACACUUCUGGAGCAUUUACAUUUACACUGGCGCCUGCGGAGAGACGAGCACAGAUGAUUGCUUUAAUUACUGCUAUUAGUCUGUCCUGUUUUUUCUCAUAAUUUGCUAUGAGACUGUGAGAAGAAUUGUGUUUAUUCCUGGCUUGGAAAUGUACAUGGCCGGAGAAGGAGCAGACUUUGCAUUUGCCUAACUUAUUUAUCUAUGGGAAAACAUUUAACAAGUUUAGAAGCCACAUUCUAGAAAAGUUAUUAACCCUUAAAUGGCUCCAAUCGCUAUCUGCAAUUACCUCCUGUGCUAAAAUUGCCAAACGAGAUAUUUUGACAUUAGUUGUGUGAAGUACCUUUUGUCGCGUGCACGACAACGUAAACCUUAUUUAGUCGAGCUGUUUAAGGGUUAACGUCCGUUAUUACAAUGAGGAUGUAUUUACUGCUUGGUAGUGUCACUUGAGUGUUGACAAAAAGAUCACUCUUGGUGACAUUUGCAAGCAAGGACAUUCCAUGAAUAAAUUUAUUGCAUUAAAUAAAUGGAUAUACAGUAUAUAUAUAUAUAUAAAGUAACUUGUUUCAGAAGGAUAGAUGUAAACCUAUGUUUGUAAAUACACUAAUGAUGGGGGAAAUAUGGAAAAAUAGACCAUAGUAUAAUAAGAUGGCCCUUGGGAGGGGGGGGGGGCUGGACCGGUCUCAGUGGCUUUUUUUGCAUAUGCACUGGUAUUUCAAGACCAAGUUCUAGAACAUAGCAAAGUAAAGAACCCAUCAACUUCAGAGAAUAAAAUGUUGGUAGCCAAUAUUCUUUGCUAACAGUGCCACGGAAGAGCACCAUGAACCACACCAGCUGAAGUGGGGUAACGCAUCAUGAGACAUACAGGGUGACUGGCAAACACAUUUAUAAAGAGUGUACAAAACAUGAACACUAACACCAGGAAGUCACUUACCUCAAAAGAAAUCUGGUCACAGGAGAUAUUGGGUAAGAUGUUAAAAGUCCCAUUUGCCCCUCACCAGGUAAGACUGUGAAGGAGUGGGCCGUGCUGGAUCUCGAGUUGACUAGUGCUCCCAACUGGUGGUGGUUAUUUUGAGAUGAUUUCGGGGCUUUUUAGUGUCCCCGCGACCCGGUCCUUGACCAGGCCUCCACCCCCAGGAAGCAGCCCGUGACAGCUGACUAACACCCGGGUUCCUAUUUUACUGCUAGGAAAUGGGGGCAUAGGGUGAAAGAAACUCGGCCCAUUGUUUCUUGCCGGUGCCCGGGAUCGAACCCGGGACCACAGGAUCACAAGUCCAGCGUGCUGUCCGUUCGGCCCCCUUUUUGUCGUGGUGUGGAUGGGAAGCAACAAGGUGUAUUUAUCAGUCCUUUAUAGGAAGUUCUGAGUUUUGUUUGGUAAUCAUUGGGCCCAAGCCUGUCUCUAAGAGUGACAUCUUUUUAAUCCCCACUUUGGUUACGGCCCUGAAGAACCUGUACGAACAGCCAGGUUGACCAGACCAGUAACCAGGAGGCUUGGUCCAAGACCAGGCUACCAGGACAUUGAUCCUCAGAAUCGUCGACAGGUAAUUGGCAGGUAAGCUAUGGGAAGCCACUGAGACAUCCACCCAAUAAGUGUCACUUUGAAAUCAUAAUUGUUUAUUUACACAAAAUAAAUUUAGAAUGGCAUUAAUGCAAUACAAAACAUAUUUCUUUAAAUUGGCUUUAUAUUUACUGUGUAAGUAAAUAAGCAAAUUUUCUUAAAUGCUUCCUGAUGAUGGUAAGAAUAAUUCUGAAAUCGAAUGCAGACACAGACAAAAUGUACGUAAUUAUACAUAGACAAAAUGCCUGUAAUUACCGGAUCUAAAAGUAAACUUCUUGAAGUUAAUCGUAUUGUUAGAGAAUUUCUCAACACAUCAGAAUAUAAAUCCUAAAGAAUGAAGCAGUUAGGCUGUAUGUUAUAGUGCUGGUAAUACAUCUACAAUUAUUAAUGUUAUUGCAAAGUUUUUUCAUGCAAACUGUCAUCAGGUAUUUAGGCAGGUGUUUGUAGUCUUCAUAAUUGUUCUUGCCAUAUCCACUUACUGUGAUAGUAAAUAAUAAGUGAUAUAUAGAAUCUAUUGCUAUUUUAACAGUUGUUCAGGUACAAGGAUUGGCACCCCCCCCCCCCUUUUUUGUCACUUUCCUAAGCUUGUUGCACCAGGAUGUUUAGGACACCAGAAAAUAUGCUAGGUUCGCAAGUGACAAACAAGUACCAUCACCACUUUUCUCUCCUUAUGAUGGGUAAGAAGCUUGCGAAGAACAGGUCCUAUUGCUGAGGUCAGUUACUAAGCAUUUUUCUUUACCAAAGAAAUCAAUUCCUAUGAGAAUAUGUUUGGACCUCUCCAAUUGCCUCACAACUCUGACCUAACUAAUCCUCAUGAAGCUGACUAUCCUGACCACCACAAUGUGGUGCCUUGCACAGGAUAAGUCAGGGUAAACUAACUGGCUUUCACACUCCUGGGGCCAGAUUCACGAAGAAGUUACACAAGCACUUACGAACCUGUACAUCUUUUCUUAAUCUCUGACGACUUUGUUUACAAUUACAGUAUUAAACAGUUAAUGAGCAAGGCACCA